Molecule: messenger RNA, 594 nt
Organism: Stegodyphus dumicola
Lineage: Eukaryota; Metazoa; Arthropoda; Arachnida; Araneae; Eresidae
Product: Y-box-binding protein 3-like
Source: RefSeq, a predicted model, not a curated record
AUGGAAAAUAAUAACAAUAUAAAAGUUCCCAUAAGUUUAAGCGAAGUUAAAAUUGGCUCGUAUCUCGACGCUACUCAUCAGCAAGAGUUAUUGCGUCUUUCGAAUGAAUACAGAGAUAGCUUCGCACUAAAUAUUUCAGAACUCAGGUACACGGAGUUCAUAAAAAUGGACACUAAAGAAGAUAUAUUCGUUUACCAAACUCCAGUAAAGAAAAACAAUACAAAAAGUGCCGUUCGAAGUGUAGGAUAUGGUGAAUUAGAUUCAUUUGAAGUUGUUCGAGAGAAGAGGAAUGAAGCUGAAAAUCUGAUUAGACUGAAUUGCACUUCGGUGAAAAAUAGUCCUUAUGCUGCAAAUAGAAAUCGACACUGUGGCCAACUGUUCUCUAAACACCACUUCAUGCCAAGGCAAAGACAGAAUGACGAAAGUGAUGGUAGUCAGAGCCAAGAGAAUGUAGAUGAUAAGCAGCAACUACAACCUCAAAGGCCCGUACGAAGGCAAUUACGUCAUCCUUACUUCAGGCAAUAUUGUAGUUAUCUAUCCAUAGGACUUCCACGAAACGUUGGACGUGGUGGAAGUGAAGAUGGAACAAAAUGA